UAAAUGUCUAACAAGUCGUUAGCUAUACGUCUGGACCAAAGUUUUUAAAAUAGUUGUCACUUUACACUUCAGUCUUAACUUCAUUUGUAUUAGAUUUAUGCAAAAGUUUUUGUCAGGCAGUAGUGCUUUGGAUAUCGUCGACUGCAGUCUCUUUUAAUCUUCAUUUCAUUUGAUUUUAUUAUAAAUUCAAAGUACUUUUUACCCAAACGAUAAUUUGUUUUAAAAUAAUUGGCAAAAAACGACUCAUUAACGCCUUAAAUUAUUAAUAGCUUUUACUCGGGUUAUGGUCUCUAUCGGUGCGAUCUCUCAAAGCCAUCGUCGACUGCAAAGUGCGGUCCACUAAAGCCGUGUAAAUCCAAACCCCGUUUCUAUAUCUACCGACCCGUGGGUGUCGUUCACCACAACCAUCGUUGGCCGCAACUCUUCGCACCAAUAAUGGGCCAAAAAGUUAGUUCAAUAAAGUCUCCGAUCAGUCGCGACAACUCGUCGUCGAUCGCGUCGCGCACCAAAGACCUGCUGGACAGCGCCCGACCCGCACGGCUCGACCUACUGCUGGAUAUGCCGGCCGCCCCUCACGAGACGCAAGUGAAACACGGCUGGAGUGCUGAGGACCGGUCGCUCAACAUCUUCGUCAAGGAUGACGACCCGACCACUUUCCACAGACACCCC
Messenger RNA from Oppiella nova, 669 nucleotides. The record is from the annotation of a GenBank genome assembly. Lineage: Eukaryota; Metazoa; Arthropoda; Arachnida; Sarcoptiformes; Oppiidae.